AUGUCGUCCUUCUUCACUGCACCUGGAGCUCAAAAGAAGCGGAAACGUCCGUCGGCGGCGGAAACACCAAAAAAACGGCUUGCGACCUCGAAAUCAGCGUCCCAAUCCGCGAGCAAACCCUCCGCCAAACCGGCUGCCGCCUCGAAAAAGAAGGCUGUUGAGCGGGACGAGUCGAUAUCAGGCAGCGAUCUCGAAAGCGACGAGAGCGGCGAUGACGUUCGGGACAUUGAGCGCUCCGAGGGGGACUCGGAUGAGUCGGACAACGAAGGGGAGACCGCGGCCGAGAAGCGGCUGAGGCUUGCGCAGCGGUACCUCGAAAAGACACGGAAGGAGGUCGAGCUGGAUGAGUAUGCAUUCGAUGCCGAGGAAAUUGACCGCGACUUGCUCGCGGAGCGGUUGCAAGAGGAUGUGGCCGAAGCGAAGGGCAAGGACGGCUACCUUACCAAGUGGAGGUUGCAAGACCUUCCGAAAGAUCAAUGGCCACAAACGACGCGGAGGAAACCCAAGAAGCCCCCUGCGCCGCCUAAGCGGCGACCCGAGAGAGUAUGCUCUGCCAAAGCCAACCCGGGUAAAACCAAAGACAAAACAUACCAAGGCCACACAGGCGCCCCGAUAACCGUCAAAGCGUCUCAAGAUGGCAAGUACGUCGUGACCGGCGGCGUCGACCGCCGGCUCGUUGUCUACAACGCCAGUGACCUGAAGCCGAUUCGCGCCUUUACCCAACACCGGGACGCCGUAACUGGUCUCGCCUUCCGCCGUGGCACGAACCAACUCUUCUCCUGUUCUAAAGACCGCACGGUCAAACUCUGGUCUCUCGACGAACUUGCCUACGUCGAGACCCUGUACGGCCAUCAAGACGAAGUUCUGGAUGUCGACGCGCUGGCUCAGGAACGCUGCGUCAGCGUCGGCGCGCGAGACCGCACCGCGCGCUACUGGAAGGUCGCAGACCAGACCCAUCUCAUUUUCCGCGGCGGCGGCGAAGGAGGAAGCAGCGGCGGCAGCAGCAGCAAGAAGCACAAGCUACCUCCUGGCGUCGACCCAGCCUCGGCCGCACACCAAGGCAGCAUGGACCGAGUGUCGAUGAUUGACGACGACAUGUUCGUGACCGGAAGCGACAACGGCGAUCUCGCGUUAUGGAGUCUUCAACGCAAAAAACCGCUGCACACCGUUCCCCGCGCGCACGGAAUUGAGCCCCCCCUGAAACCGUCCGAGGCGUCGGCUGACGAGGUCCCCGAUCCCAAGAUUAUCCCCGCGCCGCAGCCGCGGGGGAUUACCGCGCUGCGGACCAUCCCCUAUUCUGACGUGAUUCUCACCGGCAGUUGGGACGGGUGCAUCCGCGUGUGGAGGCUAAGCGAGGAUAAGAAAAAGAUUGAGCCUGUUGGCGUGCUGGGCGGGUCGUCAUCGACGUCGACGAUGCCGAACGGCACACACGUCCAGGUCGGGCAAGGCCAAGUGCAGAACCGGGAUAUCGUGCGCGGCAUCGUCAACGACAUCGCCAUGUUUGAGCGCGGAGAUCGCGGCCGUGACGGGCUCUGCGUUGUGGCUGUGACGGGCAAGGAGAUGCGCCAUGGUCGGUGGAAGUACAUGAAGGAAGGGCGGUGUGGCGCCGUCAUCUUCGAGGUCCCCAAGCUGGAUUCCAGGAAGCAGCAGCAGGAUGGUGGGGACCGGGUGAAUGGGCGGUCGCCGGAGACGGAGGCCGAUGAUUAGGUCUGUAGAGCACCAGCGUUCUCUAUACCCGAGGCGGACAGGUUUUGUCACCCACCUCAGUUAUGAUGUACAAAACCUACAUCACCACCAUUGUUGGCGUAAAGCAAGACGCUUGUUGGUAUUCCACCCGAAAAGAAGCCUUCGCUGCUCG
Molecule: messenger RNA, 1858 nt
Organism: Thermothielavioides terrestris NRRL 8126
Lineage: Eukaryota; Fungi; Ascomycota; Sordariomycetes; Sordariales; Chaetomiaceae
Product: rRNA processing protein RRP9
Exons: 2
Coding region: 1-1707 (568 amino acids)
Cellular component (GO): small-subunit processome
Molecular function (GO): protein binding; snoRNA binding
Source: RefSeq, a predicted model, not a curated record